Molecule: messenger RNA, 605 nt
Organism: Chara braunii
Lineage: Eukaryota; Viridiplantae; Streptophyta; Charophyceae; Charales; Characeae
Source: the annotation of a GenBank genome assembly
GGUGUUGUCUUUUGUUUUCACUUAUUUUUUUUUGCUCCACAACCCACGACAAACAUAUGUACCUUUGUUCCGUGACUAUACACAGCACUCAAAGGAGGCCGAGGAUGAUCCUCUACCUGAAAAGCACGAAGAGAACAUGGACGAAGACAAAGAGGAUGGAGACAAAGAGCAUGAAGACAAAGAGGAUGGAGACGAAGAUGAUUAUGUUGCGGAUGAGGACAAUGAUGAUUAUGUUGCAGAAAAACAAAAAUACGAUGAUGUUGCAGAUGGAGACACAAAGGAUGGUGCUGCAGAUGGAGACAAAGAGGAUGAUGAUGCAGAUGGAGACAAAGAGGAUGAUGCUGCAGAUGGAGACAAAGUGGAUGAUGAUGCAGAUGGAGACAAAGAGGAUGAUGCCAAGUAUGGAGGCAGAGGAUACACAAAAUAUGAAAUACACUCUGAGCAACAAUCAUCGGAGGAAAACAACCUGCAGGAUUAUAUAGUCAAUGAUGAACAUCAAGAUCGAGAUAAAUCUUUUGAAGAUCUGAGAUAAGAUAGUCAUCAAUUGUCGCGUGAAAGGAAUAAUAUCCUUUAGAAUGAGCAAGGAAACAGUGCAAUUUCAAAGU